UCUCCGCUUAGCUUUUCCUUUUAUCUGGCCAGUUAGGCAGCUGGCAGGGCUCUGUGUGGAGGACGGAGGGAGGGUGGAAGGGUGAGCUGUCAGAGGUACUCCCGGACAGGUUGGUCCAUUUACCUCGUCUUCCUGCCGAGCCCUGUCCAUCACUGGGAUACAGCUGCCUGCAUCUUGUGGAUUUAUCUCUGUGUGAGUGACACCUGGGAAGGCGAGGGAAACCUGAGCAGAGAGGCAGGAGCCCCCCCCCCCCCUGCUCCGUCCCUCCUGUGUGUGUGGAUGACCUGUGCUCGUCUAGCCUGCUCCUGAGCACCAUGAACAAAAUGAAGAACUUUAAAAGGCGUUUCUCUCUUUCUGUUCCUCGCACUGAGACCAUUGAGGAGAACGAGUUCACUGAGCAGAUCAACCAGCUCAACAUACGGCACACUCAGGGCCUGACCCCAGACAGGCUGGAUCCUCCAUCUCAUGAUGCCAGUCCGGUGAGCCCUGAACCAUCAACACCAGGAGCUCAGUCUCCGUCCCAUCUCCACUAUCACAGCAAGGCCCAGCACAGACGUUUCUCCAUGGAGGAUGUCAGUAAGCGCAUGUCUCUGCCCAUGGACAUUCGUCUGCCUCCAGAGUUUCUCAAGAAGCUGCAGCAGGAGAGUGAAAACUCACCGCUCUGCAAACCUCUCAGUCGCAUGUCUCGACGUGCAUCACUGUCUGACAUAGGUUUUGGGAAACUGGAGACAUACGUGAAGCUCGGCAAACUGGGUGAAGGGACGUAUGCCACAGUGUUCAAAGGGCGAAGCAAACUAACAGAGAACCUGGUGGCGUUAAAGGAGAUUCGGCUGGAGCAUGAGGAGGGAGCGCCUUGCACUGCUAUCAGAGAGGUGUCUCUACUGAAGAACCUGAAACACGCCAACAUCGUCACACUGCACGACAUCAUCCACACCGAGCGCUGCCUCACUCUGGUGUUUGAGUAUCUCGACAGUGACCUUAAACAGUACUUGGACAACUGUGGGAAUCUCAUGAGCAUGCAUAACGUCAAGAUCUUCAUGUUCCAGCUGCUGCGUGGUCUAUCCUACUGUCACAAGAGAAAAAUCCUCCACAGAGACCUAAAGCCUCAGAACCUGCUCAUCAAUGACAAGGGCGAGCUCAAGCUGGCUGACUUUGGUCUGGCGAGAGCCAAGUCCGUCCCCACUAAGACCUACUCCAAUGAGGUGGUAACUCUAUGGUAUCGCCCCCCUGACGUGCUGCUGGGCUCCACAGAAUACUCCACACCCAUCGACAUGUGGGGCGUGGGCUGUAUCCUGUAUGAGAUGGCAACUGGUCGUCCUAUGUUUCCUGGUGCCACAGUAAAGGAGGAGCUACACUUAAUUUUUAGGCUCAUGGGCACUCCAGUAGAAGAGACUUGGCCUGGUAUCAGCAGUAAUGAGGAGUUUAGGUCUUACCUCUUUCCUCAAUACAGACCUCAAGCUCUCAUCAACCAUGUACCCAGGUUGGACACAGAGGGGAUGGACCUGCUGUCUGCUCUGCUGCAGUAUGACACCAGGAGCAGAAUCUCCUCUGAAGCUGCUCUACGACACCCCUACUUCCUGAGUCUGGGGGAUAACAUACAUAAUUUGGCAGACACUGCUUCAGUGUUUUCCCUCAGAGAGGUGCAGCUCCAGAAGGACCCAGGCCACCGCAGCUCAGUGUUUCAGCCCUUAGGUCGAGGAAAGAACCGUAGACAAAGCAUCUUCUAGACGUCACAGAGGACGACCAGAGACACGCAGAAAAGAGGAGCUCCCAUCUCAGACCACAACGCAAAGGCCGACACAGCUCAGUACAUCAACAAGCAUGCUCACCUACGUGCACACGCCUGCAUGCACACAAAAAAAAACUCAUGUGCACUCACUCAUUUCCAUGGCAGCUGACCAUGGGGACACAGGGUUUCAGGAAAUAAACUUGUACUGCACUUGAAAUGACUGAGCUGCGAUACACUCUCCUUCCACAGACAUUUGCACAAUCAGCAACAUGCUCCGGUGAUUUAGUUAAAGUAGGCCCCUAAAUAAACUGCUCUGCUCUCUUAUAGUGUACACAUGUACGCAAGCUUGUUUAAUUGCCAUCCAGAGCACACCCAGGGCUCUGGCCAUCUAAGGUAGCAGUUUAAAGUGAAGUCUAAUAGUCAACUUGUUUCCAAAUUUUGCAAAAUGUUUGGCUUACAGGCUUGUCUCUACACCAAAAUGUAGCUUAAAGGUACACUCUCUGAUUAUGUAUUAUAAAGGAGGCGCUCCUGGUUGGAAGCAUCCAGUGGUGCCUCAGCGUCAUAAAAUUUCCUCCCAGCUCAGCAGUGACAUUCUGGGAUUUGUGGCACUUUCAGGGCCAUAACCGGGAUGAUUUGGUCAACUGUUCAUUUGCUCAUUGUGCACAUUUUAUUUCAAAGCCUGAAAGUCUAAAUGGCAAUUCAAAACCUUCUCAGUAUUGCCAGGAGUAAAAUUCUGCUUGAGAAAUGCUGAAGAGGUCAUUUAUUUAUUAUCAUUUUGACCUACAAAUAGUCAUAUUGAAUCUAGCAUUACUGGAAUCAAUUUAUAAAAUACACCAAGGUUGCUAAAGCCUGCAAAUUCAAAAAGAAAACGGUAACGGAGGCUAAUCAUGCCACAGAGCUAAUAAGAUGGCAUAAUUUAAACUAAAUCAGACUCAUCCAUGCUGAAAUGAUUACAUCCCUGUCAAAAGAGUCACCAUUUGGCAGCUAUGGGUACGUUAUGUCAUCUGGCAGUCUUGAAGUUGUACAUAUACAAGCAGUCAGGGCGUUGAAAUAGUAGCAGCACACUGUUCAUUCACAGCACCUCUACUCACACGUAACAAACAAUGAACCGACUCUGACGCCAUCAUAAAGAGGAAACUCCAGUGCGAAAUGGGUUCGCGUCGACGGACUUGCCUUGCUAUAGCGCCCCCGUGUUUUAACUCAGCGUGAGGUUUUGUUCCACAGUGUUAACAGCUGGCUUGACUCCAGUUUUGAAGUUGCCUUAGUAAACUGUGCAUGAUAUUUUGGCUUGUGAAGAAUCUAUAUUUGAUCUUGUGUAGCCAAUGUGUUAGGAGGCGUUGCUUUGUGUGUGUAAAUAACUCUAUGAGUAUAUGUAUUUCUUAGUCUCCUAUUUGCACAAACCAGAAGUGUCCUCUGAAGCCUGCUCCCUUCCCUUUGUGUCUUAUCGUACAUGGUUCCAACAUAUGAGCCCUAUAUUGUUCCAAACCCCUUAACCCUAGACCCAUAACCUGCGAAAGUAUGAUCUACAAGUACUUUCUAGUAGCAAAUUACUGUCAGUUGGACUCACCACUGUCCUUAUAUUUUGCACAGCUCUCUUUCAGCUUUUGCAAGGGAGCAGUUUUUGGCUGCAGGACAACAACAGGCAGUGCAUACAGUAUAACUUUAGAAAAUAUAUGUAUCUGCAGAAGUGAAACUUCUACAUCUUCCUUAUCUAAUGUCUUUCACAGUUCCCUUGUGCCUGGGGUCACAGGUUAUGCUUAUGUCGUAGAAGAUGAAAUGAUCUGCAGACACAAAAAAUGAUGGGGGCUUGUGGCCAAGCUCCAGCCUCCUCUCUCUGACACCUUGACUCCCUCUCCAUCUUCUCUCUCUUUGUGCAGUGCUGCUGAGAUCCAGCAGAAAAGAAAUGCUGAGGGAAUGUUAGCCAAUGCAAGGGGGUUUUAAUGACUGGUGAGGUAUGAUCAAGGCUGUCUGUCAAAUUAACAGUGCGGUAUGGUCUGUGUGCAAUACGGUAGUGGUUUCCCACUGCCAUCAUUCCUCCGGUGGUAUGCUUGAAACAAACCUGAUCAUAUGUUUGCUGCUCCAAGCAGCCACAUUUGAAAGUGGGGGCGAUGAGCCUGCCGUCAGUGAGGGGGGUGAGAUGUGGUAAUCGCUCAAAUGGGGACAAAGGAACACAGUCUGCUUUUGAAGGCAUCCAUGGUGUUCCAGUUGUUUCUAGACACAAGGAAUGACAUAUAAUGAAGUAGCUGUGUAAUGAAAAUAAGAGAGAGAGAAGUUAAAAUCUUACAUACUCUCUCAUGCCCGCACACCUGCUCAGUCGCUUGUUGUAAAUUGGAGAUGACUUGUCCAGUUGGGGACAAAAGCCAUGUCUCCAAAUGGGAAAAAUGUGAUUUUUGGGUCAGUGGGUAAGGGUUAAGGUUAGGGUUAGGUAAGUAGUGGUUAUUGUUAGGGUGUCAUAUGUGGAGGACCAACUCCCUCAGGUCGGGAGUCUUCUAAAGGACAAUGGUCACUACUUUGAGGACAGUAAUAUGAACAGAUGUGGACACAUGGUUUGACAGAGUACUGAAGGAUGCACUUACAGUGCUGUCCUGAUAUCCCAUUCACAGUCAGUCACUUCAGAAGUGACGUGCUAUUUGGAUCGUUGAGAAGCAAACGAAACCCCCUCACCCACACCCGUAUGAUGUCAGAAUUGAUGGGGUCCAACAAACUUCCUGAAACUGACAGUCUAACAUGCACCCCACUUCAUGCAGCGAUUGGUGUCCAAAUGACUGUUCGAAAGCGUGCAUGGUCUCCCCAGUUGUACAAUUCAGCAUAUAUCAUCCCUCUCUAUGACUGGAGAUUUUUCUUUUUACCCCGCCAUCGAAUGUGGCAUAUGAACACUUUUGCCUUUCAAUGCGGUUGGACAGCAUUUUUUACUUCAUUUCAAGCAUACCUCAGCUUUUAGAGUGCAGUCAUGGCAUCCUUUCCAAGGCCGUUUCAGGCCCAUUCACACCUUGACUCAUGACUUCAAGGCCCCAAGGCCUCUUGGCUGAUGCAACAAAUUUGAAACAUUGCGAUCUGCUCCUGUGCAUGGCUCCAUGCUGAUGAUUGGCUAAUUGGUCUGUGGUACCCUGACCCAUUCGUUUUCUGAUUUCUUCGAAAAGCCACUGCUAAUUAGAUAAUCAAUAUAUUUAUAAAGACCAAAAAAGAAAAAAAGCGAGAAGGAGACAAACAACGGUGAUACAGCCACUGUGAAAGUUAACUAAAAACAUUCAUGUUCUGCUUUUGCUGCUGUCUUUUUCUGCAGCAGCCUUCCUGUGUACUGCAGUAGAUCGGUUCACAUCGUCACUACAGUGUCAGAGAGUAAUGACAAGUCUGGAUGAUACUGUGGCUCACAAGUGCGUACACAUUAAUCGUUGUGGGCAGUGUGCAGAUCACGGCUGCUGCUCACCAUGCUGAGAGGGUAAUUACUCUCACUGGUGUCAAAUGCUCCUCGUGUGAAUUUAGUGGCUCUCAAUGUGUGGACACAAGUCUAAAGCAGUUGUCUUUGAUUUAACACUUCUAGAUGAUUUGAUCCACAGAAUUUGGACCCACGAAAAGUCGUUAAGUAAGAGCCAAUGACUGAUGGCUUGAGACUGUUCAGGGAAGACAGAGGUAAAGAAGCUAAACGGUAACCAGAAAGUUGUUGGUUUGACCCUCAAAAGAAAGGUGUGUUCAAGUGCCCGUUAGCCAAGCACUGAACCCCUAAAGCACUCCAGCACCAGACUGGUUUGAAGAGUUAUAUACAUGCAGAUAAGAGGUGUUUAUGUUUGUGUAUGAGUGAAGAGAAAAAUGCUAGUGAAAGGUAAAUGGCCGCUGAAAGUUUUUCUACCUCUAAAAGUGAUCGAAGCUGAUGGAAGGAUUAGUGCGACCAUCCAACCCUCUGUUCACCUGCCAGUGACCGCAAGCAAAGGUGAAGGCAACAAGGAGAGAAAUCCAGGGCAAACCUGCGGGUACUUCAGAGGGAUGUUAGACUUCCAACCUCCCCCACUCCUUCCCUCAGUGGCAGAAGUAUUACUGUGUGUUUUAGUUGUGGUAAAUGAAGCUAUUUUAAAUACUGUAAUGAAAAUGAAAUAAUAUAUAUAUAUGUAUUUUAACAGAUGUUUUCAUCUUUCUCAGUGAGUUUUAUGCUGUUAAAAUAUAGAGCAAUGUAUUUAAAGUAAAAGAGAGAAAAAAACUGCAGACGAUGUCUAAAUGUUUUAUAAGAUAAGUUUAGAUUUUGUAUAAGAUGUGAUAUUUUGUGUGAUUUGUCUACACUGUUAUAAAAAAAUGAAUGUACUGUGACUGCCAACUGGCAUACAUUGAUUGAAUAAUUGAAUUAAUGAAUAAAUAAACUAUUGAA
Messenger RNA from Chelmon rostratus (copperband butterflyfish), 6086 nucleotides. It is a transcript of the gene cdk18, whose product is annotated as cyclin dependent kinase 18. Gene Ontology annotation, biological process: protein phosphorylation. The record is from RefSeq and is a predicted model, not a curated record. Bases 315 to 1727 code for a protein of 470 amino acids. NCBI's taxonomy places the organism in Eukaryota, Metazoa, Chordata, Actinopteri, Chaetodontiformes, Chaetodontidae. Gene Ontology annotation, cellular component: cytoplasm; nucleus. Gene Ontology annotation, molecular function: protein kinase activity; ATP binding. The transcript has 16 exons.